Linum trigynum is the source of this 2604-nucleotide messenger RNA. Lineage: Eukaryota; Viridiplantae; Streptophyta; Magnoliopsida; Malpighiales; Linaceae. The record is from the annotation of a GenBank genome assembly.
GAGAAAGAUGCAACACCGACAACCGCAACCGUCGGUUUCGGUUUCAAACGACGGUUAUUCAGAGACCGAUGCACACCACCUCCGACCACCACCAUCGCUGUGCAUGUCACCGAAAAAUCCCAAUUUUGAACCAUCGGCAGAGGAAGAAGAGAGACCCGUCGGACGCAGAUGACGGGCGACGACGAGCAUACGUGGGUGUCAAAUCCGAAUCUGAGUCCGUGAAUCGAGGUAGAUGAGGGAGGAAAAGGAGAGAGCGUCGAGAGGAGGAUUUGGAUCUAAAUCCGUUGCCGAAGGCAGAGGAGGAGCGACGAGCAUACAUGGUCGGAGUUCUUGAUCGGCGACAGAGGCAGAGGUGUGGAUCUGAAUCCGUUGCCGCUCGAACCAUGCAAGGCGGAGGUGGAGCAACGACCAUCGCCGCUUUGAAAUCGACCUCUGGAUUGGGAGGCGGAGCGAGGGGGCGACGAGUUAGAGGAAGGAAGGAGUUGGGGAUGGCGAGGGAGAUGUUUCGAGAAGGAAGGGAGAGGUCUGGGGAAGGAAAGAGUUGGGUAUGGCGAAGUAGAGGAAGGGAGAGGGACAUGUUUGGAGAAGGAAGAGAGGGAGAGGUCUGGAGUGGAAAGCGAAUUUGCGAUGCAGAAGAGGGGGAGAGGAAUCGCCGGUUAUAGCGGUGCACCGAAAGUAUUUCGGUUUGUAACCGACGGUUUCCGGUUAGCGUAAAGGCCAAAAUCAGUUAAGCGCAACCGAGACCGACAGCAGCUUAUCAGUUUCGGUUAUAAACCGACGGUUUGGUUGUUCGGUUAAGCCGGAUAACCGGCAACCGAUUAUCACUCAUAAUGGUAUAUGGGUGGUAACUUGUGGUAACUUGUAGUAAACAAUAAUGAAAGUCGUAAAUGACAGUUAGUAUACUUUUACUAUCAUGUAUUCAACAUUCUUACCAUAUUGGUAUGUUCAUACCAUCAUGGUACACUUUCUUACCAUAUGGUAUUAAAUAGGAGCAUACCAUUGGUAAUGACUGGUAAAAAAGUAUUCAUUUUUUUUUUGUACUAAAAAUAUAUCAAAGUGGAUAUCAUUUUAAAGAGCACAUUAUUUAAUCUGAUUUAUCUGUGCAAAAAAAAAUCAACUUAAAACGAGAGAGAAAUCGUCCGUUAAAGAUUAAAGAGAAAAAAAAGACUUUCCAGGAGAGAGGGGGAUACUGAUAUCAUGCUGAUGUGGACGGGUUACUCAUAGUUACUGACCAUAUGGUUACUGACGUGAUCCGUUUCCUUUGAUCUCCGUCGCUGAAUUGGUAGGUGGAUCCAUUUUGCAUUUGGUAAAUUAAUUCAUACUUUAUUAAACAUAAAACGUAAAAUUGAAAUGGGAUUUUAGGGUUUUUGAAAUUGGUAAGAACAGAUUCGUAAGAAGGCAAAUCGAAGAGUGAGAGUUGACUGAGUCCUAUAACUCAAAUCUCCCAAUUCAACUUUGACUUCUAUCUGGACCCAAUAUUUUUUAAGCCCAUACAAUGAGAAGGGAGAAUAGAAAGAACAAAAGUGGGCUUAACGGUUAUUCCUGCCCAACUAAACACAACCAAGGUUCUACUAGCAGUCUGGUCUUCUUUCUUAGACUGUAUUUGGUUUGGUAAUUAUCAUGGUAACCAUUUGAACACCCCUAGUUGUUGUAGUCCAUCGAUGGAGGAGGGAAAGACGUUGAUUCAUCAUAAUUCCAGGAGCUGAUUUCUUCUUUCCAUAAAAGACCCAGGAUGCAAUCUCGGAUUUUCGUCCAUCAAUCUCCCCCUAAAUCUGAGAUUGCAUAUUGACCUGUUGCCUGCAAAAAUAGGAACAAUCUGUCUCGAGACAAAUGGAAAUAGAGGAGUUCUAAACAAAAAGUAUUCAACAAAGAAGACUCAACGUCUUACAUCCAAAUCAUAAAGUCCAAAACCAACAACAAAAAUUCUCAACAAGCAUCCAAAAAAGUCGAGUCUGAAAACAACCAAAAACAAAUGCUAACGAGAGUUUAAAGAAUAGCAUCACCCUCAUCAAAACCAUAAAGAGCAUUUAAUGCAGCCAGGGCAUCAACAGCAACUCCUUCUACAGCAGCCAGAGCAUCUCCAGCAGCUAGAGGUGGGCAUCGAUUUGGUCCAGACCGAAUCGAACCAUCCAAUAGAACCUGAUGUUCUUGACCCAAUUUGAUCAAUUUUAAGCUAAAUCGAAUGUGUAAACUUGAUAGGAUAGUCAGUUACCGUCGGAUUCAUUUCAAACAUGGUUUAACAAUCAUGCAUGCAACACAAUCUUAGUCCAUAUUCAUUACUUUUAAACGCAAUUACCAUAAACAUAGAUAAAGGCCUAGCUUUCAUGUCAUUGGUCGGUGUCUGUUUUCCCGGCGAGAAAAACUAGAUGAACAGAAUUGGAUUUUGCACCUUUGACUUCCAAACAAACGAUCAAACAAUACAGUUCACACCUCUUUGAACAAAGUUCAAACAAGGGUUUUCAAUGUUUUGAUGAACUAUGUGACAUCCCGAUCUCUAAAAUCCUUAAAUAACAGUUUUGCUCCGGAGCAUAUUUAAAAUUUUGAAAGAAAGAAACAAUAAUGUGCUCGAAAUACCAAUACUGAGAAUACACCUUAUAAUUUAAA